Staurois parvus is the source of this 282-nucleotide messenger RNA. Lineage: Eukaryota; Metazoa; Chordata; Amphibia; Anura; Ranidae. The record is from the annotation of a GenBank genome assembly.
AUAGCUGAUCUCCUCCAUGCCUCUUAUCAGUUUGGUUGCCCUUCUCUCCAUCCAAAGCAGUGUGCUUACAGUGAAGUACACGGACACAGCACAUAGUAAAACAGCACACAGUUAACCCUUUGAUCGUCCCUCAUGUUAACCCCUUCCUGCCCAGUGCCAUUAGUACAGUGUCAGUGCUUUUUUUUUUUCAGCACUGAUCACUGUAUUGGUGUCACUGGGGAUGUCAGUGACACCAAGUCAGUUCCCCCCCAGUUUAAGAAUGCCCGCUGCAGUCCCACUAUA